Molecule: messenger RNA, 1618 nt
Organism: Branchiostoma belcheri (Belcher's lancelet)
Lineage: Eukaryota; Metazoa; Chordata; Leptocardii; Amphioxiformes; Branchiostomatidae
Product: torsin-1A-interacting protein 1-like
Exons: 4
Coding region: 129-1289 (386 amino acids)
Biological process (GO): membrane organization
Cellular component (GO): membrane
Molecular function (GO): ATPase activator activity
Source: RefSeq, a predicted model, not a curated record
AGUGGGUAACAAACAUGGCCGCGCCCUGGCAAAAUGUGAGCCGAAGUUUCACUUUCGUCAGGUUUAAUGGACAUUUUUGCUAACAUUAGGCACUUUUGCCGGCCUUUCGAUAGCCUAACGGUUGUACCAUGAGCCGUAGCGGGCUGAGACGGCAGCCGUUGCACGCGGCAGCGGCGACGAGGCGAGAAGCGCCGCCCGAAGUGCGGCUCGCCCCGGCCGAAGCCUCCCCCUCCCCCGGUCGGCGCAGAGGCAACAUGGACGGCGGAAAAAUCCGGGGGAAGCCCGUCGGUUUCUCCGAAGACUCCGAGGAUCUUGACUCCUCGCAAGAUUCCCAGUUAAGUGACUUCAGCGGGGAGGAGUCGACGGGACCGUCUCCUGUGGCUUCACGCACCCGGAGCAAAGACUCGGUCGAGCGGGACUUGUUACGAAAGCGGACCGCCAAAUUUAAAGCCGCCGCCAAAGCGCGGGCACAAAAUAAGGAGAACGUCGAAACCGUCACGCAAACUAAAUCUUCGGCGGCACGAACUUGUACAAUUCGUUAUGAUAGGGCAAAAGUUGACGGUGCAACAACGUCGCCAAAACAAACGACAAACGUAGCUGACUUGUGCAUGUAUAUCGCGAUCACGGGGUUUGUUAUAGUCGUUCUCACAGCAAUAGCUUUGCCGAUGUUUCGCAAGGAUCAGCACCAGUUGCAGGGUUCGCCGGCCAUCGACUCACCCGAGAUGUACAAGGAGCACGUUGUCGGGGCAAUGGGUCGCGCCCUUCUGUACCCGCCUGCCAUAAUUACCCAGCCUGCCGUGCUGCUGGUGGCGGCCGCGCCGGGAACUCAUGACACUGCGAGGUGUGUCGCCAGGCACGUCGCUCAGGGAUUUGACAAGAGACCUACAAUUGUGCACGGUGAGAAGCUGAGAGGUCUGGAUGCAGAUGAAGCUAAGAAGCAUCUAGACGAGGUUCUCCAUGCAGGGUUCAGUCAGGGAGGCAAGGCUGCUGUGGUCUACAGUCUACAGGAUAUCCCUCUACAGGCCAACCUAAUCUUCCACUCCUACUGUGACAACACCAACGCCCCCUACAAGGAAACAGCCAUCAUCCUGGUACUGCAGCUUGAAGAGCCCAUCAGCAUGGACCGGUCCAACUCAGAGAUAGAGGGGGAGGUUUUGGACAGGUUACAGAGCCACUUGGGGAGGGGCGGGGUUCUAGACAUAGACAAAGUCGGAGCCUUGAUGAGCAGAAUGGCAGGGUUUGUGCUUGUGGUGGACAAAAACGACGAUUUACCAACAAGCUGCUCUUAGCAGAAAUAAGACUGGCUGUGAAAUUUAAGAAGGAAGUAUAGCUGUGAUAUUUGAUUGUUAUCAGAUAGCAUUAGUCUGUGCCAUGCUGCUGGUAAUCGUCAGAAGUUUAAUCUCAAACUUGCUGGAGAGUCAAGCAUAUUUCUCGCCUUAGAAUCUACCACCACUUUGUACUGUGACCUGAGAACAUUGACAGGUCAUGAAAUUUAAUCUGUGCUGGUAUAAGUUGCUAUGAAGUAAAGACUAAAUUUUUCUCUAACACUGGAAUGAAUUGGGACUACCCAAGGUUUAGUCUUUGCUUUAUAAGGCUACUACAGAAUCGUGCAAUGAUG